Messenger RNA from Diceros bicornis minor, 3721 nucleotides. RefSeq names its product TNF superfamily member 4 (gene TNFSF4). The transcript is spliced from 5 exons. Lineage: Eukaryota; Metazoa; Chordata; Mammalia; Perissodactyla; Rhinocerotidae. The record is from RefSeq and is a predicted model, not a curated record. Gene Ontology annotation, molecular function: cytokine activity; tumor necrosis factor receptor binding. Bases 197 to 748 code for a protein of 183 amino acids. Gene Ontology annotation, cellular component: membrane. Gene Ontology annotation, biological process: immune response.
CCAGGUCACAACAAUGGCCGACACCAAUGUCCCAGUCCCUGGAGAGAUCUCACCUCUCACCGAGAUGCACUCAGAGACUAUCAGGUUUUUGAUGAUUAUAAUGAGCUACCAGGGACAAAAUAUCCAGUAGAGUUUUCAAAGUACUCCAUAAGAGCAUCUAUCAUCAUUAUGGCCUACCAAUGAGGUGCUUGUGAAGAUGGAAGGGGUCCAACCCCCGGAGGAGAACGUGGGAAACGUGCCGGGGCGGAGAUUCCAGAGGAACAAGCUAUUGCUGGUGGCCUCCGUCAUUCAGGGGCUGGGGCUGCUUCUGUGUCUCACCUACAUCUGCCUGCACUUCUACGCUUCUCAGGGGCCACCUCAGUAUCCUCCAAUACAAAGUAUCAGAGUACAGUUUACCAAAUGUGAGAAUGAGAAAGGUUUCAUCAUCACAUCCCCAAACAAGGAUGAAACCAUGAAGGUGCAAGACAACUCAAUCAUCAUCAACUGUGAUGGGUUUUAUCUCAUCUCCCUGAAGGGCUACUUCUCCCAGGAGCUCAGCCUCAGCCUUCAUUACCGGAAGGGUCGGGAACCCCUCUCCUCCCUGAGCAAGGUCACGUCUGUCAACUCCAUCGUGGUGGCCUAUCUGGCUUUCAAGGACAAAGUCUACUUGAAUGUGACCACUCACAAUACCUCCUGCGAUGACAUCCAGGUGAAUGGUGGGGAAUUGAUUCUUAUUCAUCAAAAUCCUGGUGGAUUCUGCGCCUACUGAGGACCUGAUGGCUGCACCUAAGCCAGGCACCAGCAUGAACACUGAGCUGGGGGUGAACAGAACACUGAUUCUUCCUUGGGAGUGGAGGAGUCAUCCCAGCUCAGCCCCUGUAUCUGGCCACACCGGAUGUGACCAGAAGCAGAUCCCCUCUCCCCUCCCACUCAGGGAUAUUUAAAACAUAUUUUACAUACCAGUUAACUUUAUUUAUCCUCAUGUCUUCUAAAUCACCUAGCCCUUAUCCCUCACAAUUGCCUCAAGCCUAUUAGGCACCUCUGUGAGAAUGAGAAAGUAGGUGCCACUUCCUUAAGAUGCAUUGCUUCUAUUGGUCAGGAAAUUGUUAUAAUAAACUUUCUUUUUCGAAAAAGACACUUGACUACCAUUUGCUGGAAAUUUGACAUCUGGCAUUGUCAAAAUGAAGAGGACCAAGGAGGGGGUUAUGAAUCUGCCAAAGGUGGUGUGGACCAAUCCCUGGCAGCCAAAAAUGCCUCUCCAAGAUGAAAUUGGUUGCACUUUGCAUAUUGCCUAAAUACUUCUCUCAUUUGGUGGAGUUCAAGAGGAAAAUCAGCUUGUGAACAGCUGUCAGGAAUUGAUGAAGUAGCCGGCUAAGGAAUACUCUGUGCUCUGGGGUUUUUUUCUUUACCACUUUGCUUUCACGGCCUCCAAAUGUUCUUAAUAGAAAUUUCCCUCCAAAGAACCAUCCUGGGGAUGUGAUGCUGCGAAAAAUCUAUUCAGUGAUCAAAGGAAAACCGAGAGAGAUUUUUCUAAUCUGGGAGAGUGAGAUAAUUUAUCGCUCAGGAGAGCCAUGAAACUGGACCUCUCAGAGUAAAAGUCAAUAAGGAUUUAAACAGUCUGGGGAGGAAAACAUAUUCUUUGCCAUGGACAGGCAAAUCAGCACCUGUGCAUCCUCCUGCUUGUGGUGAGAUACACACUCAGCCCCAUGCGUUGGACGCAUAUGCCGUAUUGCUAGUUUCAAAAAAUGAAGUGAUUCUAUUGUCAAAUGCAACUUGAUGUCAAAAGACCCUGAGAAGCUAUUGUAUCAUAUGAAGAAUAAUCAUCUCUGUCUAGAAACACUGUAAUAUCACAUAUGAUCUCACAUUGAUAACUGACUAGAAGGACCAAUAAUCAGCCAAUACCAAGGCUGAUUUAAGGGAAUAAGAUCCCCUUAUGUUUAGUUUAAAUGUCCCUCUUGAUGUAUCAGGCUUAUGGCAUUGUGGACAAAUGUGAUUUUUCAUAAGUCAAAUUUCCAGAUUAUUUGUUAGUUCUCAAAUUUUUGAGAAAAAUUUUUUUAAUGGUAGCAAAUAUUUCCCUUCCACUUUAAAUAGAGUGCACAACAUAUCAUAGAAUCUUUCUGGAUGAUUUUGUGUCGUUACAGUAAUUAUAUUGUGCUACAAUACACUGAUAUCUUCAGGAUCUCCAGAAAGGUGGGCGGCAGCUUGCCCCUACACUAAAUGGUCUCAAUUACAUUUGGAUUUUUUUUCUGUCUGUUUAACACAUUUUUCCAUCUCCUCUUAAGUGUCUGUCUAUCUCCAACUAUGUUCCUGCUCCUCUCUUUUAAUCUGUUAUGGAGAGAAGCUAAAUAAAAAUGCUACAUAAAAAGAAGCUAAAUAAGAGAAAUUGUGCAUAAGGUAAGGGUAACUGAGCUCUGAGUGGCCGCUGAGGCACUCACAUAAUUGUAAUCAUAGGCAAACAUUUAUGGAGGGCCUACUGUGGACCAGGUUUUGGGCUUAAUGCUUUACAUGAAUUGUUCUGAGCAAGAUAUUCUGUGACAUCUGCCUUGACUACUCAGAGGAUUUAAAUACGUGUGUGUGUGUGCAUGCGUGUGUGUGUGUGUGUGUGUGUGUUGUAUACUUUGUUAUUGACUAUGAUCUGCAAAGUCAAAGUUACUCAGUGAGUGAUAUCUAAUAGGUACAUGUUUAUGACUAUAGAUAAUAUUUAAGAAAAUGUAUGUUUACUUUUUUGAGUUUGGGAUUUCUGACUGUAUUUCUCCUGCACAUGCACAUUCCAGACCUAAGCAUAGUUGUUCUGUGGGUCAUUUGUCUCUGGUGUCACGGCCCCUCCUCACAGAUGCCCACUCCAUUAGGGUACACAUGGCCUCCUUCAGCCACAAAGGGAUAUUUCUGCCAUGCAUCAGCCUCAUUCCCCCACCUUCCACUCAUCAAAAUAUGUAUGUCCCUUUCAAGUCAUUCCUUCAAAGGAAUAAUUAACCCUUCUCUGGAUACAACAGAGUUUUGUGGAAAGAGAACUGAAUGAGAAGUCAGGAGAUUAGAAUUCUAAUUUUGAAGAUUUUAUUUAUUUAUUUUUUCCCCCCAAAGCCACAGUAGAUAGUUGUAUGUCAUAGCUGCACAUCCUUCUAGUUGCUGUAUGUGGGACGCGGCCUCAGCAUGGCCAGAGAAGCGGUGUGUCGGUGCGCCCCGAGAUCCGAACCUGGGCCGCCAGCAGCGGAGCGCGCGCACUUAACCGCUAAGCCAUGGGGCCAGCCCUGGAAUUCUAAUUUUGACCCAGUCACUAAGUAGCCAAGUGACCUUGGGCAAAUAAUUUCCCAUUUUUAGAUCCUGCUUUCUUCUUUUGUUAAAUGAUUAUUUUAGAAUCUUAUGUUCAUUGUGCUGUGAAUGUACAUAUGAAAUGUGUAUGUACUGGUUGCUAUGAGUCAAGAUGUGUCACAUUCUCUUUCAGCAUAUGGAUUUUUUUUGUUUUUUUUGGACAAGCUAACAUCUUCCCUCAGCCUUCCUGGUGAUUCCUGCAAAAGCAGUACCACUUGUUACUUAGUGAUUCCUAUUUAGGGAAUGGCUUAAGGGAUCCCAAUCUUGAUCCAAAUCAUAAUUUGUUCUUAAGCAUACUGGGCAGGUCCCCUAUUUUAAACCAUAAUUUUGUAUUUAGUGCUUUCCUGGCUCUCAGAGAGUAUUAAUAUUGAUAUUAAUAAUAUAGCUAAUAAUAAUAUUGAUAUUUACAUGGAAACAAAUAAAACAACUCAGU